Molecule: messenger RNA, 1626 nt
Organism: Fomitiporia mediterranea MF3/22
Lineage: Eukaryota; Fungi; Basidiomycota; Agaricomycetes; Hymenochaetales; Hymenochaetaceae
Product: cytochrome P450
Exons: 10
Coding region: 1-1626 (541 amino acids)
Molecular function (GO): iron ion binding; oxidoreductase activity, acting on paired donors, with incorporation or reduction of molecular oxygen; heme binding
Source: RefSeq, a predicted model, not a curated record
AUGAAUUUCUCCCCCGACGUGAGACCGCUCUUGGUUCAAAUGAACUCAGCGUUGAAACUCGCUAAGGUUGAGGACCAUGUUCAGUACUAUACCCUCCUUAUGGCAGUGAUGUGUAUCGCGGUCGUCUCUCUGUCCAGAUUCUUCAAGAGUGGGAAGUCUGAAGAUCCUCUGGAGUUCUCUCAUCGUAUGUCGACGCAUACGAUUUCAUCGCAAAUACCAAGUCCAUACUCAAGCGGGCGUACGAGAAGGCAUUACGAUCACGGAACAUUCAAGAUUCCCGAAAUGAAUCGGAACACCAUUAUAAUCAACAGACGAGAUCUUAUCGAAGAGAUCAGGAAGGCUCCAGACAGUACGGCUUCUUUCGAUGAGGCGGUAGCUGUGGACUUUGCAUUGCGUUGGACAUUCGGAUUGAAACUAACGAGAAAUCCAUAUCAUCUCACAACCGUCCGUAACCAGCUAACCCGUUCUUUGGGAGUGCUUUUCGACGACAUUCGGGACGAGAUUGUGCAUGCAUUUAAUGACCUUAUCCCGACGAAGAAUGACGGUAUGAAAGCGGUCCUUAUCGAUACCCAAGCUGCAGUAAAUAACAUGGCGCUCGUUUUAGACUGGGUCGCCAUCCUUGCGUUGGAUACAGUAAGGAGCCUUGUAUGCAGAGCCAGCAACAGGAUCUUCGUUGGCGUCCCUCUUUGCAGAGACCCAGUGUAUACUGAUCUGAGUACUAAUUUCACUGUCGACAUUAUGAAGACGGUAUACAUGAUGAACGAUACGCCCGCUGUUUUGCACCCCAUAAUUGCAGCAUUAUUCAACCCGACAGCUCGAAGUGUCCGACAAGCAAUGAAGCUCCUUCGCCCAAUCCUCGAGGAGCGGUUCCGUAUGUACGACGAAAAUGGCGAUGAUUGGCCAGGGAAACCGGUUGACAUGAUUUCAUGGCUGAUUGAUGAAGCGCCGAAUAAUGAGAAAAGAAGUGUUCGAGAACUCACGUUAAGGCUGCUUAGCGUGAAUUUUACUGCUAUACACACAUCCUCGAAUAGCUUCACUCACGCACUGCUCCACCUCGCGGCAGAGCCACAAUAUAUUGGCCCUUUACGGAAAGAGAUCGAGCAAGUAAUCAAGGAAGAAGGUUGGUCGAAGGUUGCAAUGACGAAGAUGUGGAAACUCGACAGCUUCAUGAAAGAGAGUCAGCGGAUCAAUGGUGUCCAGCUGACUUCCCUGUCUCGCAAGAUUAUGUCCGAUAUGACCUUGUCGGACGGGACCUUCCUACCUGCCGGCACAUUCGUCGCUGCAAAUGUGAUAGGAGCGCAUCGUGACGACUCCCACUACCCGGAUGCGGACAAGUUUGACGGAUUCCGUUUCGCAAAGCUACGCGAGCAAAGCUCCGAGGAGGGAGUAAAGCACCAAAUGGUAAACACGAGUCCAGAAUACUUGGCAUUCGGACAUGGUCGUCAUGCAUGCCCCGGUCGCUUCUUUGCAGUGAACGAACUCAAGGCCAUGAUGGCAUAUUUGAUCUUGCAUUACGAUGUGAAAGCGGAGAUAGAGGGAGUGCGACCGGAGAACGAAUACCACCGCAAUCAAGUGGGCCCGAAUUCCAAGGCGACAGUUCUGCUCAAGAAACGAAAGGACGCAUAA